UGAAGACACCACAAGGAGCGGACAAGGACGAAGCGAUGGGAGGGUGGCGGCAGCUCUGGUGACACUUCUGUGAGGGGCAAAGAGUCACUUGUGAGGGGAAGCCGGAGGGCGCAGGCUGGGGGAGAGCGACCGAGGGAGGCGAGCAGAGGACCUCCGCGGGAACAUGCCGGGCGCACGCUGGCUGGCCGGGCUCAUCUGUCACCUCUGGGUUCUGCACAUACGCUCCUUGGAGAACCGGCUUCACCCCAAGCAAGCAAGUUUUGUGAAAACACUUUCAUCAUAUGAGAUUGUUAUACCUUCUCAAGUGGACAGUUUUGGGCAAGUGUUCCCUCCCAACCAUCAUUUCAGAAGAAAGAAAAGGAGUCUAGAACCUCACACUUUACAGCCUGUUGUGAACAGGACAUAUUAUCACAUUGCUGCCUAUGGCCAGCUCUUCCGUUUUAACCUCACCAAUGAUGCAAGCUUUAUUGCGGAUUCUUACAGUGUUAUCCACAUUGGAAACCAAAGCCAUGCCCUCCUCGACUUCUCGGACCUCAAGCAUUGUUUCCACAGUGGGCAUGUCAAUGGUCUGGAGGCACACUCAGCUAUCUUGAGUCUCUGUGGUGGCAUGAUUGGCACUUUUAAAGCACAUGAUGGCGAAUAUUUUUUAGAACCACUGAUGAAGUAUGAUGAUGAAGAGCAUGAUGAAGAUGAACACAGCAAGCCACAUCUUCUCUACAAAAAGCAAUAUAAAACUGAGAAAUCUUCAGGAAAAGCAAAUCCAAAGUGUCAUAUUUCAGAGUCUAAAAUGAAGGAGGAGUUGGCAUUAUUACAUACUUCAAGAAGCUUUGAAGAAGAUGUUAAUAUGUUUACAAACUCUGCACUUUCUAACAAUUUGCCACACAACGUUUCACAUAUCAGACGAAAACGCUUUAUUUCAUAUCCAAGAUAUGUAGAACUAAUGGUUACAGCUGAUGCAAAAAUGGUGCGCCAUCAUGGCAGAAAUCUACAACACUACAUUUUGACGCUUAUGUCAAUUGUUGCUGCUAUCUAUAAAGAUCCAAGCAUUGGGAAUCUCAUAAAUGUCUUGAUCGUAAAGCUAAUUGUAAUUCACAACGAGCAGGAUGGACCAGUAAUCAGCUUUAAUGCAGCCACAACACUUCACAAUUUUUGUGUCUGGCAAAGAACACAAAAUAUUCCUGACGACUCUCAUCCUUCCCACUAUGAUACAGCGGUUCUUCUUACCAGGGAAGAUAUAUGCAGAGCCAGUAAUAAAUGUGAUACUUUAGGAUUAGCAGAACUAGGUACAAUGUGUGACCCUCAACGGAGUUGCUCUAUCAGUGAAGAAAAUGGUUUAGGUGCUGCAUUCACCAUAGCACAUGAACUGGGACAUGUGUUUAACAUGCCUCAUGAUGACAGCUCAAAGUGCAAAGACAUAGGAAUUAAAAAUGAAUUCCAUGUGAUGUCAGCAGUUUUAACUUAUGACACAAACCCGUGGACCUGGUCUAAGUGCAGCCAGAAAUAUAUCACAGAGUUCCUAGAUACUGGCUAUGGAGAAUGUCUCCUUGAUAGGCCCAGUGGACGUGUCUAUGAUUUUUCAAAUCAGUUACCUGGUGUAAUAUACGAUGCCAACAAACAAUGUGAGCUGAUGUUUGGCAAAGGGUCACAAGUUUGCCCGUAUAUGAAACAGUGCAAGCGCUUGUGGUGCACAAGUACAGAAGGAAUGCAUAAAGGAUGUUUAACUCAACAUAUGCCUUUAGCAGAUGGAAGUGACUGUGGUCCUGGAAAGCAUUGCCGUCGGGGUCUUUGUGUAGACAAAGUAACGAAUGCCCGUACUGUGGAUGGUGAAUGGGGUCCUUGGGAGCCUUACAGCUCAUGCUCAAGAAGCUGUGGUGGUGGAAUCAAAACUUCUGCUAGAAAUUGCAAUCAUCCUGAGCCAAAAAAUGGUGGAAAAUAUUGUGUGGGAAGAAGAAUGAAGUUCCGAUCUUGUAACACUGAUUCUUGUCCCAAAGGAAAAAAAGAUUUUAGAGAUGUUCAGUGUUCUCAAUAUGAUGGCAAACAUUUCAACAUCAAUGGUCUUACAACGAGCGUACGGUGGAUCCCGAAAUACAGUGGCAUCCUAAUGAAAGAUCGGUGCAAGCUGUUUUGUCGCGUUUCUGGGACAUCAUCUUAUUACCAGUUAAAGGACAGAGUUAUGGAUGGUACACCUUGCGCACCUGAAACUGAUGACCUCUGUGUUCAAGGAUUAUGCAGGCAAGCGGGCUGUGACCAUGUUUUAAAUUCCAAAGCAAGAAAAGAUAAAUGUGGCGUAUGCGGGGGCGAUAAUUCAUCCUGUAAAACUGUAGCAGGAACCUUUACUAAAGCUCAGUAUGGAUAUAAUAUUAUCAUUAAAAUUCCUGCUGGGGCAACAAACAUUGAUAUUCAUCAGCACAGCUACUCUGGACGACCUGAUGAUGACAACUACCUGGCUCUGUCAGAUGGUCAAGGGAAUUUCGUUCUCAAUGGAAAUUUCGUAGUGAGCAGGUUCAAAAGGGAAGUAAAUGCCAGAGGUGCUGUACUAGAAUAUAGUGGUUCAGACAAUGUAAUAGAAAGAAUAAACUGCACUGACCGCCUCGAGGAAGAUUUCAUUCUUCAGAUCUUAUGUGUUGGAAAUUUAUACAAUCCUGAUGUUCGAUAUACAUUCAGUAUUCCUAUUGAGGAUAAAUUCAACCAAUUUUCUUGGAGCAGUUAUGGGCCGUGGCAAGCCUGCAACAAGAUAUGUCAAGGUGUUCGGAAAAGAAAAGUGACCUGUCAGCGUAAAAGUGACCAAGCAGUUGUCUCUGAUCAAAGAUGUGAAUAUUUAUCUCGACCAGAGCCCAUUACUGAGUUGUGUAACACAGAUUGCCAGUUAAGGUGGUUUGUCACUGGCAAAGGUGAUUGUUCAUCACAAUGUGGACCUGGACAUCGGUCGCUGGAUGUGCGCUGUAUCAAAUAUUCUUCUGUAAGAGGUCUGACCACACCUGUGGAAGAUAAAUUUUGUAUCAGCCAACCUAAGCCUCCAGUCAGUGAACCUUGCCAUGGAAACUGCCUUUUAACCAGCUGGCGAUAUUCAGAAUGGACCCAGUGCACCAGGACUUGUGGAAGAGGAAUGCAGACAAGAGAAGCUUAUUGCAUAAACAACUUUGGUCAUCGUUUGGCUGAUCGUGAAUGCAGUGAAGAACAAAGAGUAGUGACCCAGAGCUGCAAUGAACAUGCUUGCCCUGUGUGGACUAUUAGUGAGUGGAGCGAGUGUCUUGUGACAUGUGGAAAAGGCAUGAGACGUCGACAUGUAGCAUGCAUAAUGAACGAUGAACAUAUGAAAGAUGAUUAUUGUAAUUCAGACCUCAAACCUGAGUCUGUGAUGUCUUGUGAGCUUCAGGAAUGUGCUUAUUGGCAUGUUGGAUCUUGGGGGCAAUGUUCGGUUACUUGCGGACAAGGCUACCAGUUCCGUACAGUAAAAUGCAGUACCGGAACCUAUGGGGUUUCUUUGGAUGAACGGGAUUGCAAUGCAGCAUCUCGACCUACAGAUAGUCAGGACUGUGAAAGAAUUCCUUGUCCAACACACCCUCGCACAUACCCCACCAUCUCCCUCACAGAUCAAAUACAAAAGAAUGCACAGUGGCGAUACGGGUCAUGGACACCAUGUUCCGCUUCAUGUGGAAGAGGUAAUCGUGCUCGCUAUGUGAGCUGUAGAGAUGCGCUUGGUGGUGUGGCUGAUGAGACUUUUUGUGUCCAUUUACCACGUCCACCUGAAGUUUCCAGCUGUUUUACAUCCUGCGGAGAGUGGAAAUCUGGAGACUGGUCUCCUUGUCCAGUGACUUGUGGAAAAGGAACUGUUAUAAGACAAGUUGUGUGUGCCAGUUAUCAUGGAAGAAUUGAAGAUGAAAACUGUGACCCAGAGAGCAAACCUGUAAAAGAGCAAGAAUGUAAUAUGACACCAUGCCAAACAUUUAACCAAUUUCCUGGUAAUCAUGAUCAUCCAAUGAGAUUUCCACAUCCUGAGAGCCCUGAUACAAGCAGCAGAGACAAGCCUGCAAAUCAUCUAAACCAAUGGAGGACUGGACCGUGGGGCGCAUGUUCAAGCACAUGUGCCGGUGGUUUUGAACGUCGAGUUGUAGUUUGUCAGGAUACAGAAGGAAGGAUUAGUCAUUUUUGUGAUAAGACAACAAAGCCUGCUGAUUCCAGACACUGUGAUUCUGGGCCUUGUCCUCGUUGGAAUUAUGGAAGCUGGGGUGAGUGUACUCUAACAUGCGGAGGGGGAAUGAGAACAAGAUUGGUGAUAUGCCAGCUGACAACUGGGCAAGUUCUUGAUGAUCAAAAUUGUGAAAUCCUUGACAAACCACCAAAUGUAGGCCAGUGUAACACACACGUAUGCCCUGCUGAUGCUUCAUGGCAUCCAGGACCAUGGAACUCGUGUUCUGUGACCUGUGGAAAGGGAACGAAAGAUCGAGAUGUUCACUGUAUGUCAAAUGGCCAACAAGUGGAUGAUUCAAACUGUAAACACUUGAGGAAGCCUCGCAAGCAGAAGAUAUGUAGGACUGGCAGGUGUCCUUCAUGGAAAAGUGAAAAGUGGGAAGAGUGUUCUGCAACUUGUGGAGCAGGAAUCCAGUAUAGACAGGUGUAUUGUAGGACAAAAGGACAUGGUCGAGUAGAUGCAAAAUUCUGCAGUGCUGCUGCUCGCCCAGACAGUCACAAAUAUUGCACUUUACCUGACUGCAUACAGUACCUAUGGAUUACAGAUGAAUGGCCUGCUUGUUCCACAGAUUGUAAUCAAGAAGAGACAAGGAGGAAAAUAAAGUGUAUGGAUAUUCAAGGCAGAUCUGUGAAUGAAUCUUAUUGUGACUCAGCUACUAAGCCACCUGCCACUAAGAAGUGCAUAAAUUCUGCAUGCAGGAAUAUUGUGGUGACUGAAGACUCCUCUCAGUGUCCUAGAAGUUGUUGGCUUGGCUACAAGCAAAGACUAACGAAUUGCAGAAAAGUGCUCUCAAGGAACAAUCAGUAUAUAGAUGGCUUACGGACUGCCAGUUACAAGAGCUGUCCUGUACGGCAGUAUUCAUUUGAUUGGAAAUGCAAUGGACAACGUUGUGUCCAAACGCUUGUUUGGAAAGUUGGAAAAUGGAGCAAGUGUUCCGCAACAUGUGGUCUUGGCUUCAUGGAAAGAAAAGUAGUAUGUAUGACUGAACACAAUCUUUCAAGUGACCUGUGUCCAUCACAUGUGAAACCCCGAGCUAGGAAAUCAUGUUUGUCAAAAUACUGUGACUAUAAGAGCUGCAAUGAACUACGCUUGCUGAAUAACACCCACGUAGAUGGUGAAUAUUUAUUGAAAAUUACAAACAGAAAAGUAAAGAUUUACUGUUCAGGAAUGCAGACAGAUAAUCCAAAAGAAUACAUAACACUGGUUAAAGGUGAAGGGGAUAACUUUUCAGAAGUAUUUGGAUAUAGGCUGCGAAAUCCAUAUGAGUGUCCAUUCAAUGGCAGCAGAAGGCAAAACUGUGCAUGCAAAAAUGACUAUCUUGCAGCUGGACUAACUGUCUUCAACAAAAUAAGGCUUGAUAUAAUCUCAAUGCAAAUAAAAACUACAGAUCUUAUCUAUGCUCACACGCUGCUUGGAAGAGCAGUUCCAUUUGCCACAGCAGGCGACUGUUACAGCGCUGCCAAGUGUCCACAGGGGCAGUUCAGUAUCAAUCUUUCGGGCACCGGUUUUCAAGUAUCAGACACUGCCAAAUGGAUUGCUCAGGGGAAUUAUGCAAGUGUCAGUAUUCACAGAUCACAGGAUGGAGCUAAAAUAUAUGGAAGAUGUGGAGGUUAUUGCGGAAAAUGUGUUCCCCAUUCAACUUUUGGUCUCCAGAUUCAAGUGCAUGACCGUUAAAGGACACCUUAUUUACAUGAAAAUGAUUGCCUUUUUUCCUUUUUUUUUUCUAAUGACAUGUUGUCCUUAAAGAGGACCUUUCAUGGGUCCAGACAUUAUAAACUAAGUAUCAGGAUAU
Messenger RNA from Bufo bufo (common toad), 5984 nucleotides. RefSeq names its product ADAM metallopeptidase with thrombospondin type 1 motif 20 (gene ADAMTS20). The record is from RefSeq and is a predicted model, not a curated record. The transcript has 39 exons. NCBI's taxonomy places the organism in Eukaryota, Metazoa, Chordata, Amphibia, Anura, Bufonidae. Gene Ontology annotation, molecular function: metalloendopeptidase activity; zinc ion binding. Bases 164 to 5866 code for a protein of 1900 amino acids. Gene Ontology annotation, biological process: proteolysis; extracellular matrix organization. Gene Ontology annotation, cellular component: extracellular matrix.